AUGCUUUAUUUAAGUUUGAAUGGCGUUAUGAUUUAUAUUUACAGAGUACACUUUAUUAUUUACAUGAAUAUGAGCCACACAAAGGUUGUAUUACGUAUGCAUUACAUUAUUUACGUAGCCGAAGUCGAAGUCGAAGUCGAAAGUUAUAAAAAUCGUCAGACUUAUUACACACUCAUCCUAUUCAAGUCAUUAGAGCACAGUAGCAUCAAUCCACAAAUCAAACUUUGUGACAAGAAAACCUCACCACAGUACCAAAGGCGCUUAUUCCAGAGUGAGGUGACACGAAAAAUCAGGUCUUUGAUCAACACACCAAAUUAA
Sclerotinia sclerotiorum 1980 UF-70 is the source of this 318-nucleotide messenger RNA. RefSeq lists its product with no specific name. The record is from RefSeq and is a predicted model, not a curated record. The coding region runs from base 1 to 318 and encodes 105 amino acids. Lineage: Eukaryota; Fungi; Ascomycota; Leotiomycetes; Helotiales; Sclerotiniaceae. The transcript has a single exon.